AUGCCCGCGGGCGUGUCCUGGGCGUCCUACCUGAAAAUGCUCGCCGCCAGCCUCCUGGCCAUGUGCGCCGGCGCGGAGGUGGUGCACCGGUACUACCGGCCGGACCUGACAAUACCUGAAAUUCCACCACAGCCUGGAGAACUCAAAACAGAGCUUUUGGGACUGAAAGAGAGACAACAUGAACCUCAAAAUUCAUCUCUGCCAAGAACUCUGUGA
This is a messenger RNA of Lipotes vexillifer (Yangtze River dolphin), 216 nucleotides long. RefSeq names its product ubiquinol-cytochrome c reductase complex assembly factor 6 (gene UQCC6). The record is from RefSeq and is a predicted model, not a curated record. Gene Ontology annotation, biological process: mitochondrial respiratory chain complex III assembly. NCBI's taxonomy places the organism in Eukaryota, Metazoa, Chordata, Mammalia, Artiodactyla, Lipotidae. The transcript is spliced from 2 exons. The coding region runs from base 1 to 216 and encodes 71 amino acids. Gene Ontology annotation, cellular component: mitochondrion.